AAACUACAUCUCUCUCUAUAUAACAAACCCCAAAACCUCUCAACAAACACACACACAAUAACCACAACAAUGGCUACUUCAAGAACACUCAUUUCCUCCAAUCUCUUCAUCUUCUUCCUCGUUAUGGCUACUACUACCAAUGGUCAGGCUCCAGCUCCGACCCCUUCAGGUCCAACCAACAUAACUGCAAUCCUAGAAAAAGCUGGUCAGUUCACACUGUUCAUAAGGCUCCUCAAAAGCACUCAAGCCUCAGACCAAAUCAACACUCAGCUCAAUUCUUCCUCGAGCAAUGGCUUAACCGUGUUUGCCCCUACCGAUAACGCCUUCAACAGCCUCAAAUCAGGAACCUUAAACUCAUUGUCCGACCAGCAAAAAGUUCAGCUUGUUCAGUUCCAUGUCCUUCCCACGCUCUUGACCAUGCCUCAGUUUCAAACCGUUAGUAACCCCAUACGCACGCAAGCUGGUGAUGGCCAGAACGGUAAAUUUCCUCUAAACAUCACUAGCUCCGGUAACCAAGUCAACAUCACCACCGGAGUUGUGAGCGCCACCGUGGCCAACUCUGUCUACAGCGAUAAGCAGCUCGCCGUUUACCAGGUCGAUCAAGUUUUGCUGCCAUUAGCGAUGUUCGGAUCAAGCGCGGCUCCUGCUCCGGCGCCUGAGAAAGGUGGAUCAGUUUCGAAAGGUUCAGCUUCCGGUGGCGAUGAUGGAGGAGAUUCUACUGAUNAUCGAGUCUCCACAUUGGAAAUUUUAAGAAUAACAACGAGAGCUAUAAAUUUGUUGUACUUUGAAUUUGUGUUAUAG
Messenger RNA from Camelina sativa (false flax), 801 nucleotides. The record is from RefSeq and is a predicted model, not a curated record. NCBI's taxonomy places the organism in Eukaryota, Viridiplantae, Streptophyta, Magnoliopsida, Brassicales, Brassicaceae.